AUGUCCUUUUUUUUUUUCAAACAUUCCCUUUGCAUUUUUUUUUCUGUCUUUCUUUCCUUUUUCUUUCAUUUUAAUUUUCUUUCUUUCUUUUUUUCUUUAUUUGGCUUUAUUUUUCAUUUUGCUUUAUUUUUUUUCAUUUUCCCGCCAUACAUUUUUUUUUCUUUUGAUUAUUAUUCUUGUCUCUAUUUUUUUUCUUUUUUCUUCUUUCCCUUCCUAUAUUUUUUUCUUUUUCGAUUUUUCUUUUCUCUAUUUUCCUUCUUUCAUUUUUCCAACCUUCCUUUUUCCUUAUAUUUUUCAUUCUUCUUUUUUUCUCUCCCUUCAUUUUCCCUACAAACAUUUUUCUUCCUUCAUUUUUUUUCAUUUUUGUUUCUUUCAUUUUUCUCCAUUUUUCUUCCUUCAUUUUACUUCCUUCAUUUUUCUUCAUUUUUCUUUCCUUCAUUUUUCUUUUCUUUAUUUUCUUCCUUCAUUGUUCUUCAUUGUUCUUCAUUUUUCUUUCGUUUAUUUUUCUUUCCUUCAUUUUCUUCAUUUUUCUUGCCUUUAUUUUUCUUCCUUCAUUUUUCUUUCCUUCAUUUUCCUUUUCUUUAUUUUCUUUCCUUCAUUUUUCUUUCCUUCAUUUUUCUUCAUUCUUCUUCAUUUUUCUUUCGUUUAUUUUUUUUCUUUCAUUUUUCUUUCGUUUAUUUUUCUUUCCUUCAUUUUCUUCAUUUUUCUUGCUUUUAUUUUUCUUCCUUCAUUUCUCUUUCCUUCAUUUUUCUUUUCUUUAUUUUCUUCCUUCAUUUUUCUUUCCUUCAUUUUUCUUCAUUUUUCUUUCUUUCAUUUUUCUUCAUUUUUCUUGCCUUUAUUUUUCUUCCUUCAUUUUUCUUCUUUAUUUUAUCUAUCAAUCUACCUCUUUACUCCAAAUGUGAAUUCUAUUUUUCUCUCUUUUUUUCUCUCUCUUCUUUUUUCUCUAUCUCUUUCUUUUUCUCUCUCUAUCUCUUUUCUCUCUCUUCUUUUUCCAUAGCCUAUCUACCUCUCUCUUUCACUACAUCCUCUCUCUCUCUCUCUCUCUCUCUCUCUCUCUCUCUCUCUCUCUCUCUCUCUCUCUCUCUCUCUCCUAUAGCCCCGGUCUGA
This is a messenger RNA of Acanthosepion pharaonis, 1107 nucleotides long. The record is from the annotation of a GenBank genome assembly. NCBI's taxonomy places the organism in Eukaryota, Metazoa, Mollusca, Cephalopoda, Sepiida, Sepiidae.